This is a messenger RNA of Argentina anserina (silverweed cinquefoil), 744 nucleotides long. RefSeq names its product late embryogenesis abundant protein At5g17165-like. The transcript has 2 exons. The record is from RefSeq and is a predicted model, not a curated record. Bases 63 to 443 code for a protein of 126 amino acids. NCBI's taxonomy places the organism in Eukaryota, Viridiplantae, Streptophyta, Magnoliopsida, Rosales, Rosaceae.
ACACCUCAUCGCUCUCUAAUCUUCUUCAUUUUCUUCUCUCUUUUCUGCUUAGUCUUAAUUGUAUGGCCGCCAAUUCCAGCAGCCGAGUGAUCGCCAGCUUGGGGAAGCGAGUUGUCGUCAGCCGGAUCCGAGUCCGCCUCGCCGAGUCGACUCACCUCUCUCCUCUCGCUCUCAGGAGAGCUGCUCACAGCUCAGUGUACGACAAGAACCCUGAUGAACAAAUUCGCCCUAGCUUUUCCCCAGACAAUGUGAUCCCAAGUCAACCCGAGAAGUACUGGGGUCCAAACCCUCGAAGUGGGGUAUUUGGGCCUGAGGCAGCGCAUAAUUCCACCCAAGCUGGAGAGGCUGGAGCUGUGAAUGGUAACGAGACAUCAGUGCUGGAGGAGAAGGCCUGGUACCGCCCUACCAACAUCGAGGACGUGGAGAAGCCUCACCUGACUUGAGCCAUUUGAGCCACAUUCAACCUUUCUGCUAUAUUAUACAAUAUAAGGGUUGAAUAUUUAAAUAAGUAAAUAACAUAUAGGCGUGGCUGCUGCUCCCUAUAUAUGUAGUUUCUAGUACUAGUUUGUAGUAGUGUAACGUUUGCCCACCCCGCCAUACAAGAUUUGGUUUUAUGUUCAUAUUAUUAAGCGAGUAGUAGGGCUGGAGUUGACUGCAUCUUAUAUGCUUGUACCCGUCUACACAUGGGCUGUCUUCUUCCCAUGGUAUGGUUCUAUAUAAUACUUGGAUAUGCUUGAGAUCUUA